UUAUAUUUGGUAUCUAAAGUAGUCAAAUUCAUAGAAACAAAAAGUAGAAUGUGGUUACCCUGAAGGGGAGGGGUUAAUGUGAAUAUACUUUUUUUGGCCUGAACAGAUGAAACAGUUUCUACUAAUUGACUUGGGGACGAUUGAAAGGUAUCAGGGGUAGGAGGGAAUGUCAGGUAUCUGACCUGAUAGAGGUUUUGUUUUCUUGGAGGGGAUACAUUUUGCUUUGGAAACUGACCAUUUUCAGGAGUCACCUGUGUCAGUCAGUCAAUUAUCCUUAUGUUCAUGAUGGUGAGAAGAUUUUUGGAAUAUGAACUAAACCGUCAUUGUCUAACUUUUCAGACAAAGUUUCUGCGGAAAGAGCUGCGGACAAGACAUCUCUCCUUGGCGGAGUGAGCUCGGAUUACCAUCUCUUCAGCCGCAGCCGAAGGCGGGCGAUGGAACCCCAGAAGCUGCUGCUAACUGGAUUUCUGCUAUGCUCUCUAACUUGCCUCUUGUUGGAGACAGUAGCUUCCUCUCCUUCGCCUUUGUCUGCCUUGGGAAUACAAGAAAAAACAGGAUCGAAACCACGCUCAGGGGGUAAUGACAGGUCCUGGCUGAACAACUUCAGGGAUUACUUAUGGCAACUUAUCAAGAGUGCCUUACCUCCAGCAGCCAUUGUUGCUUUUCUUCUCACCUCAGCACUAAUGGGGAUCCUCUGCUGCUUCACCAUUCUUGUAGUUGACCCAGUCCAGUGAAGAACUAGAAGAUUCAACAGGGCACAUGUGGUCUCUCCGGUUGGACUCCAAAAGAGUGGGGUAUUUGCUAUCUGCUUAAAAUGAGGAAGUAUCUAUCAGUUAAAAUUAAAUUGUCUUCCAACUUGAAUUAUCUUUGCCUUCAUUUUCUCCUUCAAAAGCUGCAAUUUUAAAAUGUGAAUAUCCUUAUUACUGUUUUGAUUAUAAUAGUAACACAUAUUUAUUGGAAAAAAAAAGUUGAGAAAUACAGAGAAGAGUAAGUUUUCAUAAUUCUAGCACCCAGAAAUAAACAUCAUUAACAUCUUGAUGUACCUCCCUUCAAUUUUUUUCUAUAUAUGUAUUACAAGUUUUCCAAAGUCUGUUCUGUGAAACAAUAGUUCUGUUUUAAUAAAAGUCACAAAACAGUGA
This is a messenger RNA of Cercocebus atys (sooty mangabey), 1139 nucleotides long. It is a transcript of the gene SMIM9, whose product is annotated as small integral membrane protein 9. The record is from RefSeq and is a predicted model, not a curated record. NCBI's taxonomy places the organism in Eukaryota, Metazoa, Chordata, Mammalia, Primates, Cercopithecidae. The transcript is spliced from 3 exons. The coding region runs from base 435 to 734 and encodes 99 amino acids.